This is a messenger RNA of Brenthis ino (lesser marbled fritillary), 924 nucleotides long. The record is from the annotation of a GenBank genome assembly. Lineage: Eukaryota; Metazoa; Arthropoda; Insecta; Lepidoptera; Nymphalidae.
AUGCAUCCUGAAAGUUCAAAUGCUGCUCCAAGCAGUAAGCCAAAUGUCUCUCGAAGUCAAAUAGAUGAUGAAAAUAAUAAUUCCUCUACAUCUAUAACAUCUAAGGAAGUUACAUCACAGAGUCUUGAUAUUUGCAAUAAUAUCAUUGUAGAGAAUGAUAGCAAAUUACACAUACAUGAAAUUGAGAAACCUAUAUCUAAUAUAUCACGAUCUAUCUCUAUAAAAACUGUUAGUAGACUUAUAAAUCAGCCAAGUACCAAUCAGCCCUUUUUCAUUUAUUCAAAUUUACCCUCUCCAACAUCAUUUAAUAUACCUACAACUAGUCGACCUCAAACAUUGUUCUUACAAGCAUUAGCUAAGUUAAACGAAAGCUCACUUAGCUUGGCUAUGGCUAAGAAUGAAUUAAAUACACCUCUAUGUUUGAGCCUACAAAGUAUGCGAGAAAUACCUAAUAUUACUGUUAGAUCACCAGAAUUAACGCCACCAGAUUCAUUAACGAGUGCACCACCAUCUUAUUCGUUUGUAUUAAGACAGAUGGGAGCAAGAAGACCUAGGCUAAUGGGAACGUUUAUUCCUUCUCCAUCGUUUGUACAGCAUACACCGCCUCCAAAUUAUGCAACUGCAUUUGAUAUUUAUGUAGACAAUGCUAUACCCCCACCUCCACCAAGAGUGCAUAACUUUGGACUUACACCUACGCCUAUAAUAUGUCCUGAAUGUGGUUUUACAGGAAUGACUGUCGUUGCAAGCAAAAUAACACUGAGCACGCAUUUAUGUGCGAUAAUUUUAUGUUUACUAUGUUGUUGGGUUUGUGCCCCUUUACCUUAUGUAUUAAGGUCAUGCAAGGAUGUAUACCAUUAUUGUAGAAAUUGCAGAAGUUUCCUGGGGAUGUACUGUCCUACUAACCCCGAAAAUACGUAUAACACA